Molecule: messenger RNA, 8456 nt
Organism: Lutzomyia longipalpis
Lineage: Eukaryota; Metazoa; Arthropoda; Insecta; Diptera; Psychodidae
Gene: side-VII
Product: protein turtle
Exons: 13
Coding region: 1581-4364 (927 amino acids)
Molecular function (GO): protein binding
Source: RefSeq, a predicted model, not a curated record
AGUGUUGAAAGUGGAAGCGAGAAGAGCACAUUGGCGCGGAGCUGUGUGUUGUGUGGUGGUGAAGGGACAAAAAAUCGAUUUUCAUCUCACAAGAGCUAAAAAGACGAAGGAGGGCAUAACACAGAGUAAAGUGAAAAGCGGUCAAAAGAAAAGCUUCUAUCGCUAAAAAUUGUUUGUACCGUUCAGAGGUAUCUACGGGCAUCCUCACUACCUGUCGGAUUACAAAACCGCACACACUCUGGAAACAUUUUUUUCACAUCUCAGUGAAUUUCCCAAUAGUGUGGCUCAUUUUUUUUCUCUCCAUCUAUUAGUUGUUGGCUGUUGUUGCCCAUCGUGAAGUUAUCCCGCAGUGUGUGUGCUUUUUCACCUCCUCAAAUGGGGGGCCUUUGAAUUUUUAUCCACCCUCGUCCUGUAAUUGCUUUCAACUGAGGGUGGCUCUCGGCGGGGUGGUGUGAGUGAUUAAAAGUGAAGUGGAGAUAUUCACUCGGAAAGGCUAUUACUUAUACUUUUUUUUUCUACACAACCAUCCAGAGUGAUUCUUUAGUGCUCCGCAGGCAAAAGCUUUUGCCAAAGCAAUUUACGAACAAGGCAUUUUGUGUGUGUGCAGAUAGAACCGUGGUGGCAGUAGCAAGACGAAAAGCUCUGUGCGAUGUGGAAUAUUUUUCUUGUUCAUAUUGAGAAAAAAAUUGCCCGAGAGUUUAUGGCGGAGAAUUUUCUCCCCGAGGAUUUUCUUUCAAAGUGUACACGAAGAGCUUUGUGAAAGCUCAAGAGGGGUGAGACAAAAGUGUAUGUAUGUGUAUGAAAAAUGAGUGAAGAGUGGAGCAUUUUCUCCGAAAAAUCUUCAACAGCAGUGUAUCCCAUCGGAGUAUAGGAACCCCCAUCGUCGUUUUGUACACAUUUCUCGAAGAGACACACAUCGCGCGCCCCUUUUGCCCGCUCAUUCCCGUGGGAGAAAACCCCACAUAUAUAUAUAGUGAGCAAAAGAGCUUUCGCGAGUGGAACACUUGUAAGCCACAGUGCUCCUUGUCUCGUAAAAGUAUGACCAGAAAGUGUUUUUCUUCUCCGUGACCAACCUCUUCCAAACCCGGAAAGGCUGUGUGGGGGUUGCAAAAUUUAUGGCAAGCCAUCUGCAACAACCCCUAAAUGGGAUCAGUCUGGAAGGUUCAACCACCAUGCAGUUGUGCCCCACCGUGAAUCGCUGAUUGUUGCUCAUGUUUGGUGGUUUGGUGGUGGGCAAAGAGUGUGAUCGGAAAAUGUGUCAUUGGAUUUCACACAAGGACCUGUGGUGAAUUAAUGUCGUUGCGGUUGACAAGGAGGAGGCCCACAGAGUGACAAGGUUUGGGGAUGAACGUGGGGAGCUUAUUAAAUAAAUGUGAUAUUGCAAAGUCCCUCUCCUGGAGAAAAUCCAUCAAUAUUGUGGUGGGUUCACUGUGUGUAUACAACAACCCAGUGCUGGUGGUUUUUGCGUGGAUGUAAGCUGGAAUAUAUAUAAUAUACCUACCUACAUAAAAAAAGUGAGAAGAUCUAUGUUCAUGUGAUAAAUCAACGAAUGUUAGAAACAUUCAUCGUGCCAGGAAGAAAUGCCACACAAAACGGAAAUGACGAUAGUUAUUCAAAUAUCUCUCCUCUUGAUGGUCAUUUGUAAUUUCCGUGGCGGAGGCUGCGUCAAGGACGUACCUCAAUACUCAACGGAGGCCGUUGUGGGCGAGACCCUCCAUCUCCAUUGCAAUGUGAGCACAAAUCCAGACACGGAUGAUGAUGUGGUUCUGGUGCUGUGGUAUCGCCAGGACAAGGGAACCCCCAUCUACAGUGUCGAUAUACGGGAUCAGAACUUUAAGGGUGCCAAACGAUGGUCUGACGAUGGGGUCUUCGGGAAUCGGGCCCAUUUUAUGUUCGACAAGGACUUUGAUCACUUCCUGGGCGAACUGACGGUGCAGGAUGCAAAGGAAUCCGAUGCAGGACUCUAUCGGUGUCGGGUUGACUUCAAAAUUGCCCAGACACGAAACAGCAUGGUCAAUCUCACAAUAAUUGCUCCUCCGGACAGGAUUGCCAUUAAAGAUGAGGCGGACGUGGAGCGAGCAUCCGUUGUUGGUCCAUAUGCCGAAGGGGACUACGUGAAGCUCAAAUGUGAGGUAUUUGGUGGGAGACCUCCGCCCAAAAUCAACUGGUAUCGCGAUGGGAAGCACAUGAUGAGUGACAUUCAGUCCUCCGCCUCGGGCAGGAGUAAGGUGAGCAUCAUAACGUUUGGACCGCUCUCAAGGCAGGAUCUCAACUCUGUGGUGUCGUGCCGGGCCAGUAAUCAUCCCAGGGCGCCACACAAAGAGGUCACCGUGCAGAUUGACAUGAAUUUUGCUCCGCUCAAUGUUAAGCUUCUGGGGACGCAUCAGCCACUAUCGGAGGGACGACGCUACGAUUUGCUGUGCCAGAGCUCAGGAUCUCGUCCACCGGCCGUUAUCACCUGGUGGCUCGACAACAAGCGACUCGAACAAUCCACGGAGAUGACAUCCAGCAACGGAAACCAAACAACAAGCACCAUCUCAAUUGUCUUUAAUCGCAAUGACUCGAGUAAGUUUCUCUGCUGCCGUGCUUACAACCACGUUGUGUCGUCAAAAUCACUCGAAGAUGGUUGGAAGUUGGACAUUCAAUAUAUUCCUGAGACGAAAAUUCGCCUUGGAACUUCACUCGACCCCAACUCAAUCUACGAGGGUACGGAUUUAUACUUUGACUGUCUCAUUUCGGCCAAGCCAGCAGUUUAUCGCGUCGAAUGGCGCCACAAUGGUCGAACGUUGCCGCACAAUCAGCAACAGGGGAUUAUCAUCAGCAAUCAGUCGCUGGUGCUGCAGGGUGUUUCGCGCUCCACGGCCGGAAACUACUCCUGUGUGGGCUUCAAUGCUGAGGGUGAGGGUGUGAGUCCACCCUUCGAGUUGAAUGUUCUCUACGCUCCGUCGUGCUCACCAAACCAAACACGAAUCUACGGGGUGGCAAAGCAAGAGAAUGCACAGAUAAAAUGCACAGUAGAAGCGAAUCCACCUGAAGUGGAGUUCCGCUGGACAUUCAACAAUUCCGCCGAGAGCAUCGACGUAGCUGGCGGGCAUGUAAGUCGCUUCGGUACAUCCUCGAGUGUCCUGUACACACCAAUGACGGAGCUGGACUAUGGCACACUUAUGUGUCAGGCUACCAAUAAAAUUGGACGCCAGAAGGUGCCGUGUGUCUUUCACAUAAUAGCUGCUGGGCGACCAGACCAAGUUCACAAUUGUACCAUCACUAAUAUCUCCAUGAGUUCCUUCAGUGUCAAGUGCACUGAAGGAUUCAACGGAGGACUCACUCAGUCCUUCCUUAUUGAGAUUAAGGAAGCACAAACUGAAGAAGUUACAGCAAACUUCACCUCACCCAUACCACGUUUUGCUGUUUCCAGCCUAUUUCCCGGGCAUGUCUACAUCGUAACCGUGUGGGCUUUCAACGUUAAGGGGCGCUCCAAUGCUGUGUCCCUCCAAGUGGCAAUGCUUCGUCUUCCUGAGAAGCAACUUACUGCGGCAAACGAGCGCCCAAAAUCCCUUCUUACAUUCACACCGAUGAUUUCCAUAAUAAUUGGCAUCGCGGCGGCCGUUCUAAUUGGGAGCCUUACAGUUUUGCUGGUGGUGAGAAUCUCCUGUCGGCGCACUUGUUGCACCGUGGCAAAGGACAAUGGCCACAAGGACAUGAAUCAGCGACGCAAUCACACUGUUUGCGAAAGUUCGCCAAGUGGGAGUGAACGGAGUGGCGAGAGUAAAGACUUUGAUGGCAACGAAAGUGAUGAGAAGAACCCAGAUGUGAUACCAGACACCCUGGAAUCACUCGAUCAGAAGAAAUUCAUGCAACGAAGACUCCCCAUUUCGACAAUCGAAAAUGCAAAUUCCUGCCGACGUCCACCAAAUACAGCCGGACUUGCUGGACAAAGUCAGGCGAACAGCACAAAUGGUCUGGCGCCAUGCCAGCCGCCGAAUCAGCAGCAGCCCAUGGCCUAUUGCACCCUGAGAAAAGAUAGCAACUCCCGGUUAAACUUCCAGACUUCUGUCUCCAUUAAUUCUGUCAUAAACACCUACAAUUCCAAUAAGACUUUCACCCUGCCACGUCAUCCACCCAAUCAGGCGCGUCAGUGGGGUCCCCAUGAUCCAUCGGGAGCACCAUCGCCGCAACCGCCGCCACUGUGCUACAGUAUUCCGCCAACACUUCCCAGUGGCCAGGCGAAGCUUAUGGUGGCUGCAUCCCCAAUUGCCAUGCAGACACUGCGGACGAACGUGUACCCGCCAACACUGCCCCUUUCACUGGCUCCCGACUCCCCAAGCGAUGCCGUGGAUAUCCUGAAGAAGGAAAGCAAGGUAUGACAGUAGCUGCCUGUAGCUCAGCCAAAUUGCGAGCAAGCCCUCCAAAAGACUCCUGUAAAUAAUCAUGUAAAACUUCUCCCCACACGAAGAAUGUAAAUGGCGUGAAUUUCUCAGCAUUUCCCGCGUUUUUUUUAUGCGGGUUUCCAACUUCUUUUUUAUGGGGCACUAUUUUCAGUCCCUUUCUUAAGUAAAACAACAACAAAAGAAACCACCUCAAAGGGUUGUCCCGGGAAGAAUGUGCGAACAUCUCAAUAAUGAGGAAAAUAUUUAUACAUUUACCUUAUUAAUACCGAUUUUUAUGAAAAUAGUUAUUUAGUUUUAUUUUUCACCUCAAGAAAAGAAAUUUAUAAAUGAGAAAAAGUAAUAAAUAAAGUGAAAAUUAGUAAAUUUCUACCACAUUUAGAUGAAUCUCCAGAGACGUAUAAUCAAUCACUAAUUAAAUGAAAAUAGAAAUUUUAAUAUGAAAUCAUCUCUAAUAAAAAAAUUUCAUAGUGGGAAAGACAAAUAAAAAGAAAAAAGAAAAUGAAUUGGGGAUUCAUUGAGGUUUAAAAUGCGCUAUAGUGAGAAAAAUUGUGAGCAUUAGGUGAGGCAAGAGGAAGGAAAAAAAAAGAACUUUUUUUAGCUAAUGAGUCUCUGAAUACCUGUAAAGUAAAAUAUAUAUACGAUGGUGUAUUAAAUUGUGAAAAUGAGCAAAAGGGGUUGUGUGGUGAGGAAUAAAUCUCCUCCAGCGUACACACAUAGACAAGCGAAAGAGCAAUAAAGGCUCACAAAAGACAUCCAAUAAUUGCGAGGGAAAAUGAAUAAGGUUUUUGGGAUGGAGACGCAGGCUGAGUUAUUGCAUAAGAGAUAAGUACCAUUAAAAUACAUUUCCUGCAUUGCAGCUACAUAAAUGUAAAUAUUUAUUGCGCGAGAAACGGAGAUGAAAAUUAAAAAAAUAAAAAUAAAAUGGGGUACAAUGACAUCAAAAAGGCUCAAUAUUUGAGUUUCUGUGGGGAACUUAUCUCGCAAGAUUUUUUUUUAAAUUAAUUAACUUACUUAUUAGACAAAUUGUAAUUAUUUUUAUUGUGAUAAAGUUUAAAAAGAAAAUCGAUGAUUCUGAAUUAAAAAAAAAUUAUGAAACUUGCUCACUUUUUUUUUUCAAAAAAAACCCUCCUUUAUAUAUCUUUGAUAUUGUAUGUACCUUGUAAAACAUAUUUUUUAUCUCGAAAAAAAAAAUGUAGGAAAUUGUUUUUGUUAAACGGAUUGAAUGUAAAUGUUCUCUUUUGCAGAAUUUAAUUAAAUGUUCCAUUUGAUAGAUAAAAUUCAAAAAGUUUAGGCAAUUUUGGAUGAUAAAAUAUUCUCCCACACAAUUUAUAUUACCGGACUGACCAUGUGCAAUAUUUAUGAAAAUUGUGGUGGUAAAAUUGAAGUAUUAUUGUGAAUAAUGUCGUAUGUUAUUAUUCAUUGUUUUUGCAACAUUAUUAGAUCUUUAUUGAAAAACUGAUAAAUUUUAUCUUUUCAUUUUAUAAUGGAAAUCUAUGGACCUAACUUCAUCUCUUUAAUGUGCCAAUAACUGCUCACUGAAAAUAUUUUUUAUGAUUUUUUUUAACUAUCCAAUCAUGAAGCAAGUAAUCAAAAUUCAUAGCAUUUGGGUAGGAAUUCAAAAAAAAAAAAAAACUAGAUGUUAUUUAUUCGAGAAAAUUUUUUAAAGAAUCACGUUGAUUUAACGUGAAGGUUGAGAACUUUUACAAAAAAACAAUUCAGAGAAUAGCCGGAUCUCCGAGCAAUAGAUUUGCAAAUAGCAUAAAGAGUGAAAAAUGUAUUUAAAUUGCUCAAUUUUCCACACACAAUGACCUUAUAUGUAGGCUAAACUGUAGCGUCCAAGAACAGCUCAAUACUUGGAUUCGAAACUUUUUUUUUCAAAUGGAAAGAAUUCAGAGCUUUUCAUGUGCUUUUGGGAGCUUUCUUUCAUUAUUUUCUUUUAGGAAAUGUUCAAUAAUCAACAAUAUCUUUACUUAAAUGUCUUUCAUUCAUUUUAAAGAAAAAUGGAAAUGUUUUCAUUUUUCCAUAACCUCUAAAACCACGAAAAUAUCCAAUAGUCUGUUUAUUCAAAAAACACUUUGUGAAUUUCUCUAAAUUAUGAUCGUCUCCCAUUCUUGAAAGGCUAUUAAGAAAAACAUCUCAAAUAUUAGCAAAGAAAAUCUUCUGGAAUACUUGCACGAAAUGAAAGAUGUCUUGAGAAAACAGUCACGAUGCGAAAGCUUUAAAGCUGUGCUGAGCUUUUAUUUUCUUCUAAUUAUGUCUUGAUGAUGCAAAAAAUUGGAACAAGGGGUUGCGAAUAUUAUUUACUUUUUUUUAUUCCACAUAAUACUUUAAAUGCACACCGCGUUUUGAGAAGCUUUUCUCAGUUUUCCGCUCACGGAAUUUCAUUUUUAUGGACAUUUAUUGAAUUUCAUGAUUAAAUUUAAAAAAAAAAAAACCCGAGAGAUAAAUAAAAAAAUUUUGUUCCUUUGGAAUCAUAAUGAACUCAAUAUUGAUGACGAGAAAAUUCGGAAAAUUAACUUGAAAAAUUCAAAUUUAUAUAGGUUCCAAUUUUCGCGUUGUAAUGAAAUUAACAAAGCGGGAAAAAGCUUAAAUUAAUUCCCAUCACAGUGUAUUAAUUUUCAAAUUAUUUCUCACGUUGAUUUUAUAUUCCGCACCAUUCCAUUAUGUCAACUAUAUGCACACCAUACACACAAUUCUACGACAGUCAGUGAUAUAAUUCCAUAUAGUGAAAGACCGCAUUUCCACGAAAAGCUUCCAAAAGUCCUAAUUGUCUUUCCGUUCUCAUUUUCCAUUGUUGCACAAAAUUAUUAAUUUCAUCUGAUUCUUCAUGGCGCGGAGGAUACAAUUUGACGUUGAACAAUUGAUAGAUAUGCGAGAGCUUGGAGCGAAAAUAAGUUUUACACUUGAAUACUUGCUAAAUGAAUCGAAAAAGAUAUAUCUAUGGCUCUGGAGAUGCCGAUAAAAAAAGUCGGCUGGGAGAUAUGUAUGAAAAUCGACAGCACAUAUGCUGAAAUUGCAGCAAUUCGUAAAUAAUCACGAUCUCAAUUUCCAUUCUCUGACUUCGAGAGAGAUAUUUAGAAUUAUUGAAUUGGAUUUUUUUUCUUCUUCAUUCGUGUGUGGCACAAAAAUCGGGUAUCUCGUUAUAAGGAAGGAUUUUUUUUAUUAAUAUGUGUGGUGUACUUAUUUCGUGGUAUAUCGCAUCUUAGGGAGGGAAAUCUUACCUUUUUUUUUUAGCUGUUUUAAUUUGCUCCCAAAUGGUUGUGUAGGUGGGAAAGUUUUCUAAUCGAAUUUGAUAAUGACGUCCCGCGGUGAGUUUGUAUUAAAUGGAAAAUGCAGAAAGGUAAUCAUUUUCAAUUAAUUUUAUAUACUAUCUUCACCACAUACCUACCAGAAUGUUUUUCCAUUUGCCACCCAAGGGUUUUUCAUUGUGUGAGAGAGCUACCGCAAGAGAUGAGUAUGGGAUUUCCUUUCCCUUAUUUGUGGUUUAAUUGCAACAUAUUGCAAGAGGGAAAAAAAGAUAUUAACUGUGGAAAAUCCUUUGAUAAAUGGAAGAAAAAAAAAACCUCCCUCAUUGGGGAUUUAUAUCGUUUUAAUUGCCAAUUUAUAUAUAGUAUAUAAAAAUAUAAAUAGAAAAUGAUGCGAAUGUGUGCGACGAUCUUUCAUUAUUUAAUUGCUCAAUGAAAGUAUAAUGUAUAGAAAUAUAUUUCCAUUUGUGAAAUAGAACAGGAGGGGGUAAAAAUUUACUUAAUAAUGAUGAUAAAAAAAAACAAUCUCUGAGGAGGAAACAGAGCUCAAAAAACCAGCUGCAAAGUAAGGAAUAAAAAUUAUAUAUAAAAUGACUUAAUUUGUUAUAAGCAUUAUGAAUAAAGAAUGAUUAUAUAUAAAAAGUGGGAAGAAUAAAAAUAAAAAAAAUAUAUAGAAAUUUAGAGAGGUGAAUUUAAAGAAAAAAAAAAGUAAAAAGAAAGAAGACAUUUUUACUGGUGAAAUAGUGAAAAAAAAAUUUUCCAAAAAAUACAAAAGUGAGGAGAGUAGAAGAAUAAAAAAUAAAAAUGCAAAUCUAAAAAAAAA